Messenger RNA from Cetraspora pellucida, 159 nucleotides. The record is from the annotation of a GenBank genome assembly. Lineage: Eukaryota; Fungi; Glomeromycota; Glomeromycetes; Diversisporales; Gigasporaceae.
GAUUUUUAUCGAAUAUCAAACUCUGAUUGGUCAAUUUCAAAAAUCAGUAGAAAACUUAAUGGGUAUUAUAGAAAAUUAAUUAAUGAUUUAGGAAAAUCUGUUAACAAUGAUGGAUUUUUUAAUGGUGGUGAUGGAUUUCUUAAUAGGUAUCAGAAUUAA